AUGUCUUUUCAACAAAACGGCACUGGCAGCAUUAACAAUGGGCGUGGUAGGGAAGCUCAAGGAAUGCAUUUCUAUUUACAUGUUCAACAAUGCGAACUUCAACACAAAGAACUCAUGAUUCCAAGGAAUUUUGCAGAGAGAUAUUGGAAUGAUGUACCAAAUCCAAUAUCCCUUAAACUUCCAAAUGGGUCAGCAUGCAAAAUGAAUUGGGUGCAACGCGGUGAUGGUAUUUGGCUUCAGAAUUGGAAGAGGUUUGCAUGGUCGCUCCGAAGUGGAGAUCUUUUAGUUUUCCAAUACAAAGGAGGGUCAGAUUUUCAUGUCAUCAUAUUAGAUGAUAGUAAAUUAGAAAUUGACUAUUCAAGUAUGAGAUGCAACGACGAUCAAGCAAAUACUAAAGAGAGUGAUGAUGACGACGACGACGACGAUGAUUAUGAGUGUGUUGAGAUUCCUAGUGAUAGUGAAAAUACAAAAAUUCCCCUCAAGAAAAAGAGAACCAACUCAAAUGGCAUUGCUACUACUGCUACUACACCUCAAGGGAGUAACAUUCACAUGAGAAAAACUAAUAUCAAUGCAUCCCAACAAAAAGUUUCGGUUUUUAAAGUUUUGCAGAGGCUAAUGGAAACACAGGACAUGGGUAAAAAAGCUAAAAAUGCACAAAAACUAAAUGAGAGAAGUUGCACAAAUUCUCAUCCCAAUGAGAGUCCUAGUUUCACUGUCAAAUUAUCGCCAUAUCAUGUUGAAGGUGAUAAUAGAUUGGCAAUACCUAGUUGGUUUUCGAAAGAAUACAUGAAUGAAUUAUUGCAAGGGAAGGCAACAAUUAGAAGUGUUGGUGAGGACAGGGCAUGGCACGUGACAUUAAACUUUCAUAAUAACAGGAGCAGUUUUAUAAUGAGGGCUGGUUGGAAGUCAUUUUCAAAGGAACAUGAGUUGAAAGUUGGUGAUGUAUGUAAAUUUGAGAUGACUCAACGCUAA
This is a messenger RNA of Medicago truncatula (barrel medic), 972 nucleotides long. RefSeq names its product B3 domain-containing transcription factor VRN1. The transcript is spliced from 4 exons. The record is from RefSeq and is a predicted model, not a curated record. Gene Ontology annotation, molecular function: DNA binding. The coding region runs from base 1 to 972 and encodes 323 amino acids. Lineage: Eukaryota; Viridiplantae; Streptophyta; Magnoliopsida; Fabales; Fabaceae.